GAGCCCGCCCUCCUGGCCGGGCUUUGGGGUGGGCGGCCCCGCUGGCUGCCGGCGGUGGUAGCUGCUGCUGCAGCGCUAGCCGCGCGCACACCCUGGGUCAGACGCACCCAGCGCCUCCUCCCUGCACCACCAGGAUGGAGCAGCCGCCUCGGCCUGGCACUGGCGCAAGGUACCCAAGCAAGAAGGACAGAAACAAUGAAGAGGCACGCGUGUUAGCGGCAACCUUUUGAACCACACAGGAGAGAAGGCAGCAGUGUGGCCAAGACCAGAACAAUUGCAACCUUUGGUGGAGUGAAUGAGGAAUGGGCUUGUGAUUAUGCGGACAUUCCAGCAUGAAUCUGGUAGACCUGUGGUUAACUCGUUCCCUCCCCAUGUGUCUCCUCCUCCAAAGUUUUGUCCUUAUGAUACUGUGCUUCCAUUCUGCCAGUAUGUGUCCCAAGGGCUGUCUUUGUUCUUCCUCUGGGGGUUUAAAUGUCACCUGCAGCAAUGCAAAUCUCAAGGAAAUACCUAGAGAUCUUCCUCCAGAAACAGUUUUAUUGUACCUGGACUCCAAUCAGAUCACGUCCAUCCCCAAUGAGAUUUUUAAGGACCUCCAUCAACUCAAAGUUCUCAACUUGUCCAAGAAUGGCAUUGAGUUUAUCGAUGAACAUGCCUUCAAAGGAGUGGCCGAAACCUUGCAGACUCUGGACUUGUCCGACAACCGGAUUCAAAGCGUGCACAAAAACGCCUUCAAUAACCUGAAGGCCAGGGCCAGAAUUGCCAACAACCCCUGGCACUGUGACUGCACUCUCCAGCAAGUUCUGAGGAGCAUGGCGUCCAAUCAUGAGACAGCGCACAACGUCAUCUGUAAGACUUCGGUGUUGGAUGAACACGCCGGGAGGCCAUUCCUCAAUGCUGCCAACGAUGCCGACCUUUGUAACCUCCCAAAAAAAACUACCGACUACGCCAUGUUGGUCACUAUGUUUGGCUGGUUCACCAUGGUGAUCUCGUACGUGGUAUAUUACGUCAGGCAAAAUCAGGAGGAUGCGCGCAGACACCUUGAAUACUUGAAAUCCCUGCCAAGCAGGCAAAAGAAAGCAGAUGAACCUGAUGACAUUAGCACUGUGGUAUAAUGUUCGAACGGACUGGCCUUGACAAAGAAAGUAACUUGUGAUGCAGUAGAAUAAGUGGUUGACUUCUUCCACUCAUUGUGAACAUUUAAGACUUUGUAUUUUAGUUCCUUUUUGAAUUUUGCCAUUGUUCCACUUUAACAGGCUUUACAACCUAAGGAACCGUUUUAGUUUAGGUGAUCCAUCCUUUCAUUGUACCCCUGGUGGUUUAUUCCUGAGCAAUCUACUCUCUGAACAUUAGUUAGUUCCAUCUACUAUUUAAUAAUGAAAUUUAUUUUUUUAAUUUAAAACCAAAUAAAACUCAACUUUGAACCAUGGAAAA
This is a messenger RNA of Elephantulus edwardii (Cape elephant shrew), 1431 nucleotides long. It is a transcript of the gene LRRC3B, whose product is annotated as leucine rich repeat containing 3B. Lineage: Eukaryota; Metazoa; Chordata; Mammalia; Macroscelidea; Macroscelididae. Gene Ontology annotation, molecular function: protein binding. The record is from RefSeq and is a predicted model, not a curated record. The transcript is spliced from 2 exons. Bases 333 to 1112 code for a protein of 259 amino acids.